Phytophthora nicotianae INRA-310 is the source of this 640-nucleotide messenger RNA. RefSeq lists its product as hypothetical. NCBI's taxonomy places the organism in Eukaryota, Oomycota, Peronosporomycetes, Peronosporales, Peronosporaceae. Bases 25 to 555 code for a protein of 176 amino acids. The transcript has 3 exons. The record is from RefSeq and is a predicted model, not a curated record.
UUUUGAGAAGGGUCGCGUGUAAAGAUGGCUUCGGCGAUGGCGACUAAACGGCUGCGUAAGGAGUACUUGGCGCUGCAGCGGAACCCCGUAGAGAACAUCCGCGCGGCGCCACUGGAGAAGAACAUUCUGGAGUGGCACUAUGUGAUCACCGGGACGGAGGGCACGCCCUACGAGGGGGGAUUCUACCACGGAAAGCUCAAGUUUCCGCCCGAGUACCCCAUGAAGCCUCCGUCCGUGAUCAUGUGCACGCCCAACGGCCGCUUCGAGAUCAACCGUCGUAUUUGCCUCAGCAUGUCGGACUUCCACCCGGAGACGUGGAACCCGCUCUGGGCUGUUGGCUCCAUCCUCACGGGGCUCUACUCCUUCAUGCUUGAGGACAAAAUCACUACUGGAAGUAUCCAAACGACGGAGGAAGAUAAACGAGCGUUUGCAGCGGGUUCUCUCCAGUACAACUGCAAGGACAAGAACUUCCGCACGCUGUUCGCCGACUUGGUGGAGUUGCAGCGUGAGAAGGAGAAGGCGACCAAGGAACCAGAAAUCAUCGUGAUUGACUAGCUCAGAACCUGCAAGCUGUCUAGCUUCUGGUAUACAUGUAGUUGCUCUUUGCAGUAAAGAUUAAUCCACGUAUUUGCCGCUAAUA